UUCCUGGGUCCACGAGUGGUGGCGGUUCUUUUCCCGACCGUUUUCAAAAGCAAAAGAUAAAAAAGUUACGAGCGUCAACGGUUUAUCGAGAAACAAACAAUCCACAUCAAAAUCCAUCGUCUUCACCAAUUCUCCGCCACCACCAUACCUACUCAAUUCCCAUCCAAUUUCUCAACUCUCUCACAUCCCCUGAGCUCAGAUUUUACUCAAUUCCCAUCUCAAAUCCCUUUCCUUUCUCUUAAAAUUCGCACUCCUUCACAACCCAGAUCCGAUCAAACACCUUUUCUCAAUCACUCUUCCCAGAAACUUGGAUUCCAUUUCUACCCAAAACCUAGAAUUCUGUGCCUCUUUUGGGUUCUCCGACAUGGCUUUGCCAUCACACAAAGCUGUGACAUUGACCCACGUGAGGUACCAGAGGGGUGACAAACUGGGUUACUUCCUGGCAUGGAUUUCUCUGGUCCCAGUCUUCAUAAGCCUCGGUGGGUUCGUCUCUCACUUCAUCUUCCGCCGCGAGCUCCAAGGCAUGUUCUUCGCUCUGGGCCUCAUAAUUUCUCAGUUCGUCAACGAGUUCAUCAAGACAUCGGUCCAGCAAGCUCGGCCCGAGACCUGCGCUCUGCUUGAGAUGUGUGAUUCGCAUGGAUGGCCUUCGAGCCACUCUCAGUACAUGUUCUUCUUUGCUGUCUACUUCACCCUCAUGACGUAUAAAGGGAUUGGGCUCUGGCAUACGAAGAACAAGUUUGCUGUUAUUUUUUUGCCUUGGGCUUUGGCUUUGCUCACUAUGUAUUCGCGGGUGUAUUUGGGUUACCACACUGUGGCUCAGGUGCUUGCUGGUUCUGCUUUGGGAGUUUUUCUUGGGGCUCUGUGGUUUUGGGUUGUGAAUUCUGUGCUUUACUCUUACUUUCCGGCUAUCGAAGAGAGCUGGUUUGGGAGAGCGUUUUACAUCAAGGACACUUCUCAUAUACCCAAUGUGUUGAAGUUCGAGUAUGACAAUGCCAGGGAUGCUAGGAACAAACUGGCUGCCAAGAGUAACUGAUUGAUGAAAACUCAUCUAGGUAAGUUGCUCAAGAUCUUUGUCCUGGCUACUGCGUGUAUCAACGAGAUGAUUAAAUAUUUAUCAUUCGGUUUGCAUCACUUGAUUCAGAAAAUAAUUGUACUAGAAGUCAGUUGGAUGGAUCGCUUGGAUUUCAGAUUGCUCCAGUAUUAUUAAAAAGAGAGCAUGUUGUGAUAUCUGAAGUUCUACCGUGUUGCAACAGACUGUUAUAGAUUGAGAAACUUUAGUUAUUGUUAGUGGACAAUUUUUAACAUGUUUGUUCAUCACCACAUGAAAUAGAAGUUGCAUAAAUUGUUUUUCCAA
Molecule: messenger RNA, 1354 nt
Organism: Prunus mume (Japanese apricot)
Lineage: Eukaryota; Viridiplantae; Streptophyta; Magnoliopsida; Rosales; Rosaceae
Gene: LPPGAMMA
Product: Phosphatidic acid phosphatase (PAP2) family protein
Biological process (GO): protein N-linked glycosylation; lipid biosynthetic process
Cellular component (GO): endoplasmic reticulum membrane; intracellular membrane-bounded organelle
Molecular function (GO): dolichyldiphosphatase activity
Source: RefSeq, a predicted model, not a curated record